Messenger RNA from Cydia fagiglandana, 5120 nucleotides. RefSeq lists its product as uncharacterized. The transcript has 3 exons. Bases 306 to 5111 code for a protein of 1601 amino acids. NCBI's taxonomy places the organism in Eukaryota, Metazoa, Arthropoda, Insecta, Lepidoptera, Tortricidae. The record is from RefSeq and is a predicted model, not a curated record. Gene Ontology annotation, molecular function: protein binding.
UUCGUUUGUGUAACUGGUUAAAAAUUGGCAGUUAUUCUUUUGUUAUGCACGUUUACUUCGCGUUGGUGUUAUUAGCGAUAUUCUUAAACUUGUUUGUAUGAAACUGUGUCAUACGGAGCAAAUCCAUCUUUCUUUUGUUUAUAAAUAACCUGUAACCGGAACAAGCUUUCUGCCCCACACCGUCUGUAGGUGCGCGACCGCUGCUCGGCAGUCUCUCUGCGACCUCCGCAACGCGCGCAAGCAUACAAGCUCCUCUACAAACAAAACAUUUCUUAACUCGAGUAAACAAAUAUGAUCGCGUGAACAUGUCGUUCUGUAGAAUCACCGGCCGCAGCCGCGGACUGCCCAAGCCGCACUACUUCCCGGUCCUCGCUCCGAUCUCCCCUGCGGACGCCAAGCGAUGCUGCAGGAUCACCGGCAAAUCCUAUGGACUGCCUUCUCAUCACUACAUUCCAGUGCUUUUGACCGCCCGUUCCGGCAGAAAUAAGUGCAAAAUCACCAACGUCUCCGGCGAACUCGGCCCGCACCACUACGCUCCAGAAAUUAACUACGGCAACAGAAAACAUGACGUUCUACCAGACUUCAGAUAUAUUUUCCCUGUACUUGAUGGUUCGACGGAGGCGCAAAAGGCUUUAAUGGAUAUGCUGCAGACGAAACAUGUCAAUGAAGAUAAGCGUUACGUGUAUACCGUACAAGAAAGAAGAUGCAGUUUAGUGUUCUCCGCUCAAAUGGAACAGGCAGUGCGCGACGGUGAUGUUAGAGACGUGAUGUUGGCGAAAGAUUCGGACACAGUGCUAAUAAAAACGAAACAGGGCCGCAGUGUCUCCAUGGACUUUAAGGAUUUCACAGAAGACGUUGAAAUGUACGAAGGCGAAGGGCCUAAUGCAGAGGUUCUAUUGCAAAGGGAAAAGGAAGAAUUAGAGGAAAGAAAGAAAAAGAGGAAACGAACCGCGGGAUUAUCUUCAAUGAAGAAAAUAUUUGAAAAUAAAGAAAAGCUGGCUGAAGUACAAGAGUUGGAAGAGGAAAAGCUUAGGCAAGAACGCCUCGCCAAAAAGGCUAAAUUGGACACUAAACACGAAAAGCAUGACGUUAAAAGCUUCAGUUGUAACAAUUUUGACGUGAGCCAUAUGCGCUCUAAGUCAAGUAUAGUUAGUUGCACCGCUGAGUGGACGGAGCGAAUGCAUCCGUUAAUAGAAUCGUGGGACUGGGAGCUGUUUGAAAAGGAAGCGGGUAAUAAACAAGUAAUCCCAACGGUAACCCAAUUGCCGAAACCUGUCAAAAUAACCCCGUAUCACUGUGAAGCUGAGAUUUACGAGUCUGAACAAAAUAUUAGCGAUGUGUCGAUUCCGCUGGAAAGUGUACCGUGUGUGAACCCCCUUAAAGUUCCAAAGGAACGUCCGUCCGAAACAAUCCUAAAAGCAGUGAAAGAAUUAAGCGAGGAGCGUUUGAAUGAAACAAUGAAUAUCGAAGAGAAAUUACUUUCUGAAAACAAGGUCGACAUGCUUCCGUCGUUGGAUAUGUUACCGGAUGUUAUUAAAAAUAUAAAGAAGGGCAAGAGAGAAAAAAUUGCUAAAGUUUCUGGUCUGACGAUAGACAUAAACAAAGCGAAAAAGUUUAUCCCCGGACAACAUGUCAACACACCACAGGGUCCAGUAUUUGUUCCGGGCCAGACUGUGGAAACUCCAGUUGGUCCUUUGUUUGUUCCCGGCCUUAGUGUGAAUACGCCCGAUGGCCCUGGGCUUAUACCGGGACAUAUUGUCACAAAUGAAAAUAGCAACGAACCUUUCUUCCUCGCGGGGCAAGUGCUGAAUACAUCGAAUGGAGAGGAAUUCGUAUGUGGACAAGUAAUGAAAAAUAAGGAUAAUGGACACCGCUUCACAGAAGGCCAAACAGUCGUAUCUGAAGAAGGCUUGAAGUUUGUACCAGGAAAAGUACUACACAGCGGUUCUGACGAAAUAUUCGUACCCGGCCAAACAAUAAUGACUCCGGAAGGCGUUCAGUUUAUUCCCGGACAAACUAUGACUGACAGCAAAGGAGUUAUUUUUACACCUGGUCAAAACGCGAAGAUAAAUAAUGACUGGCAAUUCGUGCCAGGACAGGUGGUGCAUCAAGAUGAUGGAUUGCAGUUUGUGCCCGGGGCAACAAUAGCAACACCAAACGGACUGAAGUUCGUACCGGGUCAAACCGUUUCCGUCGACGGUGAAACGAUCUUUGUACCCGGUAUCACAAAAACAACAAGCAGUGACAGUUUACAAUUCGUUCCGGGCACCACAGUGGAAACAAUCGAUGGACCGAAAUUUAUUGAAGGUCAAAUAGUGCAUACCGAAUAUGGAGAAAAGUUUAUGCCCGGCAAAACUAUUGUGGAAACUAAUGGGCACGUGGAGUUUUCAGUUGCAAAGUCUGUAGAAGAUAUUACGUUCUCAGAAUCUGCUCCUACUGGUUUACCAAUCGAUAUCAAGACAUGCUCGCUGUCUGAGGAGUCCUUGUAUGUUUUUGGACACAUGGUGCAAACAGCGAAGGGUAUUGAAUUCUACCCCGGCCCAAGAAUGCCGAAUAUUGAUGGUAAAGUCGUCCCUGGUCGGCUCGUUAAAAACGAAUUAAACCAGUCACGCUUCGUUCCCGGAAUGAUGGUAGAGGGUGUUUUUGUACCCGGUCAAAUAGUAUUCACUGAAAACGGAGAACAGUUUGUCCCUGGCCAAGUGGUUGAUACUUCUGAUGGACCCAAAUUUGUUCCUGGGCAAGUAGUAAACACAAGAAAUGGACCAAAAUUUGUUCCAGGUCAAACAAUUCAUACUAUUGAUGGGCCGCGAUUUGUACCGGGGCAAAUUAUUGAAACGAAGGCUGGCCCUACGUUCAUACCUGGCCAAGUUAUUUCUACAGAAGAUGAAGGGUCAAGGUUCGUUCCAGGUCAAGUGGUUGACACUGAAGAAGGACCUAGAUUUGUUCCUGGAAGAGUCAUUGAAACUGAUGACAACGGAGUCACAUUCGUGCCCGGACAAAUCGUUCAAACUCCUGAAGGCCUCAAAUUCAUUGCCCCUGAUCUUACAGAAGGCGAAGAAGGUCUUGAAUUCUCCGUACAAAGCUUUGUUGUCACUCCAGAGGAGUUAAAGUUAUUGAAAGUCAAAACGAAUCCAAAUGAUACUACUUCAACUAAAGGAGAGUUGAGUAUUGAUACCAAGAUGUUAAGACAGCUUUCUGAAGCAGGAAUGUCUAUUGGAAGGCAAGUACCCGCGGAUUUACCUGCUAUCAGUGUAAUUUUGAACCACACACGUAACGUUGAAGCCUUGAAGGCGUUUGUCACUGAUUAUGGACUUAAAGAUGAAAUAGCAAACCAAUUGAUGGAUGUGAUUACCUCAAUCAUAGAAAUGAGUGCCCAUUUGAAAUCUGAAAUACACGAGAAUGAUGAAGAAAAAAUAAAUGACAGGAAGAGUAGAGUUAAUAAGAAAAGAUUAGAAAUGCAGGAAACUGGUUAUGUUGGUGGUAAUGGCCAAAGUGCACAACAAGAACAUGUCAAAAAUUCUAUAGCGGCAGCAGUCUUGGCUGCUCUAGUUACUGCUGAACAAUUUGAAGAGAUAAACAAUAACAACGGCAGGGAAAAGUAUAAACUAAUCUUAAAAUCUAUUGAUACCAUUUUAGGAAAAUCCAUAGACGAAGACUUAGUUUCUGCUAUGUUCGAAAUUUUGCAAAAAAAUGAAGACAAAGAAUUUUUGUGUGAAGAAAUAUUGGAGAAUACGACACAGCCAAAAGUAGAAUUGAUCAAAAUUGCAAUUAACAGCUCCUUACAGAAAAAUGCGAUCAGUGAAGAAGAUAUAAUUGACAAAUUCGGUGAUUUCCUGAGCAGUGAACAUGAGGUUCUUGGACCGGCUUUCAAGAAUAUCACUAAAAACGACACAAAUAUCUUACACCAUGUUUUGAGUCAUAUUUCAGACUCGAUCUCGUUUAUCAAAACGGAACAUGAAGCCGCAGAGACACUCCAAAAAGCUAUUGUAUCUGCCGUACAAGAGGCGAGUGCAAAGGAAUUAGAAAUUCUAAUAAAUGACACAGAAAGUAAAAAUUUGAAAGAAUUAAUAGCUCAAUCUGUUGGUUUGGCGAAAAUUCUCGGAAUGCGCGACGUUGCCGCUAGUCUCUUGUCAGUUGCGAACGACGAACAAUGUUUAUCUAAAAUAGCAAGCGACCCAACGAGUCUAAACAUUUUGAAACGCCUGACAGUCAUGCGGAAACUCGCAGACAAAACACCAAGCUUACACUCGGCUUUAAAGAAAUUGGAGACUGACCCAGAACUGGCUCGAACAGAUCCCAAACUACGGGAUCUGGUCAGAGAAAGUGGUGCGCUUAUGAUCGUUCCUGAGGAGCCCGCUUUGAUGACAUCGGCAGAUGUGCCUUUGAGUUUGCUCGAUCCCGAAAAUACCUUGGCUAUGGAAGAUUUCCUUUUGCAACAUAAAAAGCAUAAAGGGGCUUUAUUGAUAAUGAAAAGAGGUCUCCAAUGUGUGAUUCCAAGAGAAGCUAGCCGAGCUGUAUUGUCAGGACAAGUAGGUUACACAGUUCUUGACGAAAGCGGAAUCAGGCAUUUCGAGCCUUUGAGCGUCUUUUCGGCUUUAAAUUUGAGUCAGCCUACAGCACACCGUUUUGCAAUGUACAGCUGUCUUAUCGCAGAUAAUCACGAGGAAGAUACAGAAGACUUAACAGGAUACUGUAAUGGUAUAACCAAUAACCAACGAAUCAAAUUAGGUGGUUGGUCAAGCGGGUAUCGCAGAUACAGCGGCGUUUUACUCGAUAGAGAAAACACUAGGAGUCGGAUGAGUAGUUUGGAUUACACGCCAAGUUACAAACGCUACUCUUCGAGAUCUCUCUCGAGAUCGAGAUCUAGUUGUAGCAGAAGCCCUCCUAAGGUCGAAGACGUAGUGGUAGCCACUACAGACUACACGGCAUCAGCCGACGACGAAGUGUCUCUAAAAGCCGGGGAUAUUGUAGAGGUUCUCGACACGAAGGCAGCCCUCGGAUCCAAGUACAGAGGUCGAGUAUAUCGUUACGAGAACCAUUUCUUCAAUACACGAGGACCAUCCAUUGACUACGUAUUUAGCGUUCCCACCUACAGAAUGUACUAUUACUGAUCAUGCUUU